Molecule: messenger RNA, 4760 nt
Organism: Mercenaria mercenaria
Lineage: Eukaryota; Metazoa; Mollusca; Bivalvia; Venerida; Veneridae
Product: glycolipid transfer protein-like
Exons: 6
Coding region: 87-746 (219 amino acids)
Biological process (GO): ceramide transport; intermembrane lipid transfer
Cellular component (GO): cytosol; membrane; cytoplasm
Molecular function (GO): ceramide 1-phosphate transfer activity; ceramide 1-phosphate binding
Source: RefSeq, a predicted model, not a curated record
ACGGUGUAACCUCGGUACCAGCGUAUGUAAACACGUUCGAUUUCCCGUUUCCUGUGUCGACAACUAAAACACCUGAAAUAUCAACAAUGCCAUACAUAGUAGGAACACAAACACUUUUCCCACAAGCAGAAAAUAUAGAUGCAAUUGAGACAAGUAAAUGGAUAGAAGCAGCCGAAGGCGCUGUGAAAAUUGUCCAUUGCAUGGGUGGCCAGUUUUCAAUGACGGAAACUGAUAUGCUAGGAAAUAUAAAGAAAAUUCGCACCAGGUAUGAGACAGACACAGCAGCGUUUGAGAGUUUUAAAAAUCUUUUACAAUAUGAGAAAGACAACAAGGAGGACAAAAAAGAUAGUUCUGGCACUGUUGGAGGCCUCUGGCUUAAAAGAGGACUGGAGUAUUUAUGUGAAAUAUUCUGGGAACUUAUCCAAGAACAUGAUGCAUGUAAAAAGCCUGGAGGAAAAAGUGACAGUGGGGCUGUAAAAAGUGCUUGCAAGAAGGCUUACGAGAAAACUCUCACAAAAUACCACAACAUGGCUGUAAGAAUGGUAGUUAAGGGAGGUAUGAUGGCGUCCCCUUACAAAGAGACCUUGAUGGCCAAUCUGGCAAAUGGAGAGAAAGGGAAAGAAGAUGAGGUUGUUGAAGAGAUGAAAGCGUACGAGGCAUCAUUGAGAGCAUUCAUGAUUGUGGUAGGGCAGCUUUUCAACACCUUCGAUUACAAAGAUGAUUGUUUAGAAAAUGUUCAUUCCUAAUGAACAACAGUUAAAAAAGUGAAAUCUCUCAUAGGAUAUGUGUAAUCACUGAAGAGUAUAUUUUCCUAUACUGUUCUCAUAUCACAUUCAUAGACUUGUUUUCUAUCAUAAUUGUUUUGUUUGUUGAUGUUCACAUUAUAUUCAUAACAAUAUAAUGAAAUAAUUAUUUUUGUAUUCUUAUUUCGGUAUAUAUUAUGUACCUGUGUAAUAAAAUAUUUUUGUUUAUUUGAAUGUAAGGUAGCUAUUUAAAUAUUUUAAGUGAUUGCUUUUAUUAUUAAAAGAUUGUAUAAUUUUUUUUUUUUUUUUUUUUUUUACAUAUUUACUGUUUAUAUUCAACCCAGCAUAAGUUAUGAGCAUUUUCCUGUAGUUGAAGGGCCUUUGGCUCUUGAUUAGUUUGGCUUUUUUCCUUGGAUAGUAAAGUAGAAAUAAAAGAAAAUUGUAUGUUGAUAUAUUUUGUUUAAGAAUGUUUCUUUUAGUGCAGUCUUUAUCAUAUCAGCUCGUAAACAGGACUGUCUGUGCCUGUGCAUGUGUACAAAAGCAGCAAAUUGUUAUCGCCAGGUAGUGAACAAUGCACGUUCCUUUUUAUAACAGUGGACAUAUUUUGUUUUACUUUUAUUUUCCGUUUUAGUGAGGGUUAGGCUUGUGGCAUAAAGCAUUUGAGAAAUACAAGAUCUGUUAAGGUAGUUCUGCACAUUCGGAUUAAAAAAUAUUCUGCAGUGUAGAAUUUGAUUUAACCUUGAUUUUUGAAAAUAUCAGAAUAUAAUUAGAAAAUUCGGCAAGUAAAAAAGAAGGGGUUGUGUGCUUGAUUUUUUGCUAGACUGAUUUGAAAAAAUCGAACCUCACACAAGUUUUCAUAAUGGGAGUCUGUGGGAAAAUCACACUUCUGAUAACAUUUUCAUGAGUAGAAUUUUUAUUACAAUAUAGAUUUCAGUUUUAACUUUCAUAGUCUUUAAUAUAUAUAUUAUAAAUAACACAGUGAAAUAAAAUGUGUAGUUCCUUGUGCAUGUUUUUGUGAUACGAGGGUUGAUCCAAAAGUAAUGUCACUGUAGAUGUAAAAUCAUGUAUAAUGAAAGGAAAUAAACAAAAAUGCAUACCGAAGUACCUUUAUCUAUUUGCAAUAUUGUCUAAAAUUAUCGAUAUGCUAUGUUGCAUAUUUGUAACGAUAUUGACGUAUACGGAAGGCAUACUUGAAGCGAUCGCGGCACGCCACUGAUGUUAUUGACGUCCAAGACGACGUUUCUUACUGACUGUUAUCAAUAUUAAUUCCUUUUAAAAGGAUCGUCCUGGAUUUUCUAUACAGCGCUCAUGUCUGUUCACCCAUUACGGAGAGCAGCGACAUACCAGUCCUUUGAAAGAUAUGAAAAUACAUUUUUACAAAAAAUUUCAAAUGAUCAAGGUUCUGGAAAUGGACCCCUCGGAGUUUAUUUUUCAGAUGAGGAAAAAGCGCAAUAUCACACGGCGCCAAAAUCACAGGUCUUCCGGUUCUCUAACAAACCUUUAGUGACUCUUCGCCGACCCUGAAACACUCAUACCACCUGUAUACUAGUCUCCUGUUCACUGUUUUUGGUCCAUAUGUGUAAUUUAUCAUCUGCAUGGCCUCUAACGGUGAUAUUUCUAAUUUAAAACAAAAACGCAGAACAGCACGCUGCGAUGUUUUAACAGAAAUCGACAUAUUUGCUCUCAGCAUAAACAAGCGUUAACACUGUAUAGAUAUUUUCAAUGAGCGAUGACGCCAUUAAAAUUUCAACAGCAAAUUGCGGAGAUACGUGAUGUCACGUUAUAAAAGUUUCAUAUGAUUCAGCGCGUUAUUUUAAUAAAGAUCGGUGGCUGCAUUUGACAGUUUUGUUAAUGAACCAAUAAUAUUUUUGCGUGCGGCGAUAUAGCGUCAGUGGUAUUUUUUGAAUUCUUGUGCAUUUUACAGGAAAAAACGCCGGAAAUAAAUACUUUGCCAUAUUAUCAGAAUUGAAUUUUUGUAUACUCUGAUAUAUUAUCAUUAUUAUAAUCAGCUGAAUAAGUGCACCAUAGACGCAGUGACAUUACUUCUGGAUCAACCCUCGUAUUUGUCUAUAAUUAGGGACCAGUACAUUUCAAGACAGUUUUAAGACAUUAUUUAGAAAUUUUUAACAUGUAAAACAUUUAAAUAUCAGUUUUUAUUGUUAGAAAGACAGCAACGUUGCCAUUUUGAUAAAAUUUACUCACGGGUUGCAACUAAUGCAUAGAAUGAUUUUCAUUUCUGUUGCCGAGCCAAGGCUUUAUUCUAUGUUAUCUGGAUAAUUUAUGUUAAGCCAUUACUUCCGGUUUAUUAAGCAUGCAGAACUACCUUAAGUCAUUUUUCAGAAUUUAAGAAUUCAAACUAUAAGUACUUACCACUAACACUUGUUUUAAUUGCAAUAUUAUGGAAUUUCUUGUAGGAAGUAAAAGAGCCAAUGUAGAUUUUAAAAAGACAUUCCAUUCCAUCUAGUCAUUUUUAGCUAAGUCUUGCUGUAGUAUCAUUUACAGUUGGGGAUUUUUUACAAACAUUCUUUUAAGGUUCAUAUGAAAUUUCAGCCCCAAACCUUGUGUAAUAAUCAGAAGCAAUAAUUCCUCAAUGUUUUGUGUACUAUUGUACAUGUAAGAACAUCAUGUUAUAGACAUAUCUGUUACAUUGUACAUGUAUAUCAUGUUAUAGACAGGUCUGUAAUAUUGUACAUGCAUAUCAUGUUAUAGACAUGCUUGUGAUAUUGUACAUGCAUAUCAUGUUAUAGACAUGCUUGUGAUAUUGUACAUGCAUAUCAUGUUAUAGACAUGCUUGUGAUACUGUACAUGCAUAUCAUGUUAUAGACAUGCUUGUGAUAUUGCACAUGUAAUAAUUGUACAUGUAUGCACAUCAUGUUAUAGACAGGUCUGUAUUAUUGUACAUGCAUAUCAUGUUAUAGACAUGCUUGUGAUAUUGUACAUGCAUAUCAUGUCAUAGACAUGCUUGUGAUAUUGUACAUGCAUAUCAUGUUAUAGACAUGCUUGUGAUAUUGUACAUGCAUAUCAUGUUAUAGACAUGCAUAUCAUGUUAUAAACAUGCUUGUGAUAUUGCACAUGUAAUAAUUGUACAUGUAUGCACAUCAUGUUAUAGACAGGUCUGUAUUAUUGUACAUCAUGUUAUAAAUGGGUCAGGUCUGUGGUGUUGUAUAUGCACAUCAUGUUACACAUAUAUUGUACAUUUAUAUCAUGUUAUGUGCAGAUCUGUAAUGCUGUGCAUGCACAUCAUUUAAUAGAUAUGUCUGUAUUAUGCACAUCAUGUUUUAGACUGGUCUGUAAUGUUGUACAUGCCACAUCAUGUUUUAGACAGAUCUGUAAUGUUAUACAUGCCACAUGUUUUAGAUAGAUCUGUAAUGUUGUACAUGUCACAUCAUGUUUUAGAAUGAUCUGUAAUGUUGUACAUGCCACCUCCUGUUACAAACAUGUCUGUAAUGUUGUACAUGUCACAUCAUGUUUUAGACAGAUCUGUAAUGUUGUACAUGCCACAUCAUGUUUGAAACAGAUCUGUAAUGUUGUACAUGCCACAUGAUGUUUUAAACAGAUCUGUAAUGUUGUACAUGCCACAUCGUGUUUUAGAUAGAUAUGUUAUGUUGUACAUGCCACAUGAUGUUUUAGACAGAUCUGUAAUGUUGUACAUGCCACAUCAUGUUACAAACAUGUCUGUAAUGUUGUACAUGUCACAUCAUGUUUUAGACAGAUCUGUAAUGUUGUACAUUCCAUAUGAUGUUUUAGGCAGAUCUGUAAUGUUGCACAUACCACAAUCAUGUUACAAACAUGUCUGUAAUGUUGUUCCUGCACAUCAUUUUAUAUACUUGUCAGAAAUGUUGUUCAUGCAAAUCUUGUUUAAAACAUGUUUUGAAUUUUGUAAAUGCACAUCUUGUUAUAAACAUUCUAGUUCUAGUUUGUGAGCAGACAGUUUCAUUUUGAUGAAAAAAUGAUUGUCAGGGUAUGUAUUUUAUCACGUAUGUUAUGAUUUGGCUUAAAUUGUCUAUGCAUUUAAAA